Messenger RNA from Phanerochaete carnosa HHB-10118-sp, 3710 nucleotides. RefSeq lists its product as uncharacterized. The record is from RefSeq and is a predicted model, not a curated record. Gene Ontology annotation, molecular function: heme binding; iron ion binding; oxidoreductase activity, acting on paired donors, with incorporation or reduction of molecular oxygen. The transcript is spliced from 10 exons. Bases 1 to 1398 code for a protein of 465 amino acids. Lineage: Eukaryota; Fungi; Basidiomycota; Agaricomycetes; Polyporales; Phanerochaetaceae.
AUGUGCCGUCCACCUACCAGUGGAGGACAUUCACCGAAUGGAAGGCCCGCUGGGGCAAGCGAUAUCUCCUCCGCCACCAUCCUUGGCCAGCGUAUCAUCGUCCUCAGCUCCCUAGACGUCGCCGUAGACCUCCUCGAGAAGAAAAGCUCCGUCUACUCCGAUCGGCCCGUCAUGGUCAUGGCCGGCGAGCUCCUCGGCUGGGCUCAAAACCUUGUCCUCUCCCCGUACGGCGACCGCUUCCGCGACAUUCGCCGCUACCUCCACCGCUACAUCGGCAGCCGUGGGCAGCUCGACAAGGUCGCUCCGUUCCACGGGCUCAUUAAUUCCGAGUCGCACCGCUUUGUUCAGCGGAUGCUAUCUGACUCUCCCAGCUUUGUAGCUCAUAUCCGCAAGACUGCCGGUGCCAUCAUCCUCAACAUGGCCUACGGAUACCAGGUGCAGGAGGGCCAGGACCCCCUUAUCGACCUCGUGGACCGGGCUGUUGACGGCUUCGUGGAGACCUCCACCCCUGGAUCAUUCCUUGUUGACACUAUCCCCGCGUUACGAUACUGCCCUGCAUGGUUCCCUGGCGCAGGAUGGAAGCGGAAGGCCGAGAAGUGGAGGGCUGAAUACAACGCAAUGUGCGACGUCCCAUUCGAGUUUGCUAUGCAGGAAGCGCUGAGCGGAAGCACCAGCAGCAACUUUAUCAGCGACAACUUUGGGAGCAUCAAGUCGAACGAGCAGGAGUACCACCUCAAGAUGGCUGCCGGCGCUCUGUACUCGGGCGGCGCGGACACGACUGUCUCGGCAAUCACGUCCUUCUUCCUCGCGAUGACACUCUACCCGGAGGUCCAAAAGCGAGCCCAGCAAGAAAUUGACGCCGUCACAGGCACUGAUAGGCUACCGACGCUAGACGACCGGGAGCAGCUUCCAUACAUGAGGGCGCUUGUGUCAGAGGUCCUGCGCUGGAACCCAAUCGCGCCACUCGGCGUGCCCCACGUCUCUACGGAGGACGACAUCUACCGAGGCUAUUACCUGCCGAAGGGUUCCAUCUUCAUCGCAAACAUAUGGCACAUCCUCCGCGACCCGGAUACGUACUCGGAGCCGCUGCGCUUCAAGCCCGAACGCUUCCUCGGCGAGCAGCCCGAACAGGAUCCGCGGUGCGCCGUGUUCGGCUUUGGGAGGCGCAUCUGCCCCGGCAUCAACCUCGCGGAGACCUCGGUGUUCGCGUCCUGUACGAUGGCGCUCGCGGCAUUCGACAUCGAGAAGGUCGUCGAGAACGGCGUCGAGAUCACGCCAGAGGUGGCGUACUGCACGGGGACCAUCAGUCACCCGCAACCGUUCAGGUGCUCGAUCAAGCCGAGGUCGAAGAAGGUUGAGGAGCUGAUCCGUGGGCAAGUGGCGGACAGGACAGACUAGACUAGAACGAGUUUUGAUUUGUGCUAUCUUCUGGGGUUCGUUGUCUUUUCUGGAGUUUUUGGCGAUGGAUCAUCACUAUCUAUGAAGGCACGAUGCAUUAUCAACUUUUGAGCAGCUAGCUCCUGCUGAUGCGCUUCAUAGAGCUGUUGGCCUAAAGUUUCUCUCUCAUUCAAAGAUGGACUCUACAAACACAGCUGUCUUGGAUCCAGUAAGGAAAAGGUCACAGGGGACGGCGACGACUGCUGACAUAAGUAUGGGAUGGAUCCUUGCUAAUGAAUACACACAAAGGGCAAUAAUCCAGCUCUGUCCACCGGGUCAGGUAUCGAUAGUCUUAGUCUUCCGCCUGAGCGUGCUGCGGCUCUGCCACAACGAACUUCGCACCCGCAUUGUCGCGGCCGGGGAAGAACAGGAAUUCUCGGCGCAGCGCAGCCGGAGACUCCGAGUCUGGCGCGUCUCCUUCAGCCGCCGGUGCGACUUCGCGACCCGCUUCGCCGGGACCUUCCUCGGACGCCGCGGGGUCCGCGCCGAACAGCGCGACCUUGUGCACCUUGAGUGCGGGGGCAAUGCUCGACGUGACGUAGAGCUCGCGCGCGGUCCACGUGAACGUGCACGGCGGCGCGCCGCUGACGACGUGGUCGACGGUCCCGAGCUGGGCGUGCACGCGGUGCACGAGCGCGGGCGGGCUGCGCGUCGGCCGCCGCGUGCAGAGCCGGUACGUGAGAGCCUCGAGCGCGAGAUCCGUGCGCAGCCGGAGGAGGCCGUCGUCCGCGAUGUCGGAGGUCGUCACGCCCUGCACCAGCGCGAGGUGCAAGUGCUGGCCGCAUGCGGAGAAGCGGCACUUGACGGUGAAGGUUGCGGUGGCUGCGACGGGCGGUCAGCGGGCGGGAGUGAGCGAAGAAACAGGAGAGGACUUGCCGGUUGGGUCUGUCUUACCGACUGAGCGUGUGAAGUAUGUCUUCUCCUUGUAGUUCGCGAACAGGACUUCUGUCCCGGCCAGCGGCCAGACUGCCAGAGGUAGGGUCGGAUGAAUCUCGGGGGGAGAGUCGUGCAGCAAGGAGAACACCUUGCGAGAGAAGCAGAGAGCAUGUUUGGAGGAAGAGAAGAUGUUGAGCGACAGGGGGAAAUCGAUGCGCGGGACACGACGGGGCCGGCGUGCCCGGCCUCUUCUCCCGCCACGCCGCACUGGCACAUCCUCGUCCGUUCCAGUGAAGGCAACGUAGCCGUAUGCUGUCACAUCGACAUCGGACCCGUCGGACUCGCCGUCAUCGUCGUCGCCUUCAUCAACCUCCUCGACUAUCUCGAGGUCGCUCUCCUCGCCAGACUCCUGUGCCUCCUCGCCAUCGUUGCUGACCCAGUCCGAGGAGUCGUCAGACGCGUCCGACUCCGAGUCAGAGCUGCCCUCCUCCGCGGAUGAGCACUCGCUCCAGGAUUCGUAGGCCUCGUCGUCGUCGGGGACGACCGAAGACGCGUCCGAUUCAUGAUCAGACUCAAGCCCGAGUCCGUCGUCGUCUUCGGCCUUAGCGGCAGCCUUCCGCGCCGCGGCGGCCUCUUUCUCUCGAGUGACAAACGCUCGGCGGCUCGCAACAGCGACGACUCCGUCGCGUCCCCCAAACUCCUCGAUGUACUGCAGCGAUUUCUUUUCUUCCGAGGGGGGAGCAGUCACGAACUGUCGAUACUCUCCGCUGUCCUCUCGCGCGUACAGCUGGGUGCCAACGCGCAAGAACUGGCCGUCGGCGCUGAAGGCGGCAAGUCCGGCGCGCCACUCGCGGGGAACGAGCUUCGUGGUGCCGACGCCCAGGUCGGGUCGCUUCAUGUAUUGGAAGACGUUCGAGGCAAUCUCCUCGAGGGCCCAGUCUUGCCGCGCUGCGUGAGCGCCGUGUUUGUUGGAAGGCUCGAUGCUCUGUGCGUCGCACGCGACUUCCACGCGUCCGUCGUCUGCAGUACUACGCUUUGAGGUCAGAUGGAUGUCCCAUGAUUUGAUCAAAAUGUGAGCGCCAACCUGAGGCGCAACGCUCUCAGAGACCCGGAGUCAACAUGGGUCACUUGUAGGUCAGGCCUGGAGGUCGCGUUAUCGCCGUCCUCUGCAGGGCGAGGUCUGACGGCGGGAUAGUCCAUGCUAGUCUCACGACCUUGGGAGGGAUGAGGAAGGUCUUUGCCUUUGGAGGGGAUAUAGGGCACUGGCACUGGCAUCUGCAUUGGCAUCUGCAUUGGCAUCUGCAUUGGCAUCUGCACUGGCAGGAAUACUGGCAUUACUCUAGAGUGAGACAUGAUCUGCUGUCUUCAAGUGGUUUAGAAGAGGUAGAUGAGUGUGA